Westerdykella ornata is the source of this 1327-nucleotide messenger RNA. RefSeq lists its product as uncharacterized. NCBI's taxonomy places the organism in Eukaryota, Fungi, Ascomycota, Dothideomycetes, Pleosporales, Sporormiaceae. Bases 418 to 1308 code for a protein of 296 amino acids. The record is from RefSeq and is a predicted model, not a curated record. The transcript has a single exon.
GAGCGUCAUGCAUUCGAGCAUCCGUUUCGGGGAUUUCUAUUGAUAUUAAAUCGUUUCUCAAUAUCGCAACCGCGACUAUACUUGUUCCAAAUACCGCCGUCACGAAUAAACAUCUCUCAAUUUCCUAUUAAGUGGCGUAAGUGUGCUGCUGGGCAAACUGUGUACCUCACUGAUAGGAUAUACACUUCUGGCUCUCGGGGUUCAGUCGAUAUCCAUACCCCAUGGACCCAACCUCCCGCCUCCAUGCCCGUCUCGCUCAAAUCCCGUCCGACCCCAGCGAUCCCGAGACUCUGGCUGACCUCCUCGUCUGCGCCUUCGGAGCCUUUGAACGAUCUAUCUCUGCUGGCGGACGACUGGCGGAGAGUAUAGGCAAGAUACGGGUUAUCUCAGUUGUACAUACACUUGGAUUCGCAGAACAUGACUGUAUAUUUGUAUGUGAAGUGCUUCGCCGAAAUAACUGACCGGAAGGUAGAUGCAUACGAUCUCCCACCCCUUCUCCACGCCUGGCUAUUCCCACCUGACGGGACGACGAGAGAUUUUGCCACACUGCAAGUGGUGUUUGGCCGGCGCGAGGAGUACUUCGCCUCGGACAAAGAUGGGAAGGUAGAGUAUAAGGAGCCGGACAUGUCCAAGAACCAGGAUCCUGUGAGGAGAGAAGAGACGCAGGUCGAGACGGAAACCCCGAGUCUACGAAGAGCCAGGACGGUCUCGUUCCGAAGGCCAGUGUCGGAUCAGGAUGCAAAGGCGCUUGAGAAGAGGAUAACCAAGGACGCUGCUUUAGCAAGGCGCCCUCAGUCGGUUGCGGAGGCAUGUUGGAGCCCGACAGGCCCACCAAUCCAACAAACAACACCCGAUCCCAAGUCCUCCACUCCAAUAUCGUUAUCACCAAAGCUCCCCCUCCAAACCCGACCCAAAAGCAUGUCAUUCUCCAAACUGACCGUCAUCUCCAACAACUCCAGUCCUUCUUUCGCACCAACGACUCCAAAACGCCUUAUCCGCAGACCAACACGACCCCUGAGCGUAUCCGUCACUCCAUGCUCUCUUCCUCCAGCCCUCUACCAAUACACCACUGCCCCUGCUGCCGACACAAAACCGCCCUAUCCCCCUCCCCACCACACACCUACAUCUCCACCAGCACCCAGACAUCUCCCAUACCGUCCCCACUGCGCCUCAACACAGCCACGUCCACUGCAUUCACAGACCCCAACAUCGCCAGCGCAACCACGACGCGAGUCGUCACCCCACUUUACGACGACGCAGACUCAACUUUUCCCUAUACUUCCGUGCCUCGUCCUCCACCGCCGCUGAAUCCAAUUCCAUACAUGGG